AGAAAAAUUUCAGCAAUUUUGGUAUUUGUAAAAUUUAGUGUUGCGGAAUCAAACUGUUUAGAAAAUUCGUAUCAUAACUUGUCGGUAACUUUUAAAUUUUAGUAGAAUUCUUGGGUGUUGGAGUUUUCGAUUUUAAAGUAAUUUAAGAGAAAAAUUUUUGUGUAUAGAAAAUGGGGCGGCAAAUUAAAAGUUUUGCCGUCGUUUUAGUGGCAUUACUGGGGACCACAACAGCUCUAAAUAGAGAAAAAAGAUGGCCCAGUAGUUUGGACCUAUUAGAGAAUUUUCAUUAUCCCUUUUUAAUUAACUCGCCACCAAAAAUUAUAAAACAGCCUCCAACUGAUGAACUCCUUUUUAAAGUAGCACAGCAAUCAAAGGAAAGCGAUAAACCAUUUUUAAUUGAAUGCGAAGCUGAAGGAAAUCCAGACCCACAAAUGCAGACACCCUAA
This is a messenger RNA of Condylostylus longicornis, 446 nucleotides long. Its product is annotated as neuroglian-like. Lineage: Eukaryota; Metazoa; Arthropoda; Insecta; Diptera; Dolichopodidae. The transcript is spliced from 5 exons. The record is from RefSeq and is a predicted model, not a curated record. Bases 171 to 446 code for a protein of 91 amino acids.